Molecule: messenger RNA, 1438 nt
Organism: Microcebus murinus (gray mouse lemur)
Lineage: Eukaryota; Metazoa; Chordata; Mammalia; Primates; Cheirogaleidae
Gene: RPL3
Product: ribosomal protein L3
Biological process (GO): translation
Cellular component (GO): ribosome; cytosolic large ribosomal subunit
Molecular function (GO): structural constituent of ribosome; RNA binding
Source: RefSeq, a predicted model, not a curated record
AACGCUAGGCGUGGAAGACUGUGCGCGGAAAUCGCGCCCGGGGCGUGACCCCCGACCUGGCGUCCGCCGGGGGCGCGCGCUCGCACGCCGGAAGGGGUGGAGCCAGACUUGGUCUUAUAUAGCGUGCGCCCAGAGUCGGCCGGCCUCUAGCGGCGUGAUUUGGCGGCGGGAUGUCUCACAGGAAGUUCUCAGCUCCCAGACACGGGUCCUUGGGCUUCUUGCCUCGGAAGCGCAGCAGCAGGCAUCGUGGGAAGGUGAAGAGCUUCCCCAAGGAUGAUCCGUCCAAGCCUGUCCACCUCACAGCCUUCCUGGGAUACAAGGCUGGCAUGACCCACAUCGUGCGGGAAGUCGAUAGGCCAGGAUCAAAGGUGAACAAGAAAGAAGUCGUGGAGGCUGUGACCAUUGUGGAGACGCCGCCCAUGGUGGUCGUAGGCAUUGUGGGCUAUGUGGAAACUCCUCGAGGCCUCCGGACUUUUAAGACCAUCUUUGCUGAGCAUAUCAGCGAUGAGUGCAAAAGGCGCUUUUACAAGAACUGGCAUAAAUCUAAGAAGAAGGCCUUCACCAAGUACUGCAAGAAAUGGCAGGAUGAGGAUGGCAAGAAGCAGCUGGAGAAGGACUUCAGCAGCAUGAAGAAGUACUGCCAAGUCAUUCGCAUCAUCGCCCACACCCAGAUGCGCCUGCUUCCUCUGCGCCAGAAGAAGGCCCACCUGAUGGAGAUCCAGGUGAACGGAGGCACCGUGGCUGAGAAACUGGACUGGGCCCGGGAGAGGCUAGAGCAGCAGGUCCCUGUGAACCAAGUGUUUGGGCAGGACGAGAUGAUCGAUGUCAUCGGGGUGACCAAGGGCAAAGGCUACAAAGGGGUUACCAGUCGUUGGCACACCAAGAAACUGCCCCGCAAGACCCACCGAGGGCUGCGGAAGGUUGCCUGUAUCGGGGCCUGGCAUCCUGCCCGUGUGGCUUUCUCUGUGGCACGGGCUGGCCAGAAAGGCUACCAUCACCGCACAGAGAUCAACAAGAAGAUCUAUAAGAUCGGCCAGGGCUACCUUAUCAAGGAUGGCAAGCUGAUCAAGAACAAUGCUUCUACCGACUACGACCUGUCUGACAAGAGUAUCAACCCCCUGGGUGGUUUUGUCCACUACGGUGAAGUGACUAAUGACUUUGUGAUGCUGAAAGGUUGUGUGGUGGGAACCAAGAAGCGAGUGCUCACCCUCCGCAAGUCCUUGUUGGUGCAGACCAAACGGCGGGCUCUGGAGAAAAUUGACCUUAAGUUCAUCGAUACCACCUCCAAGUUUGGCCAUGGCCGGUUCCAGACUAUGGAGGAGAAGAAGGCGUUCAUGGGACCACUUAAGAAGGACCGAAUUGCCAAGGAAGAAGGAGCUUAAUGUCAGGAACAGAUUAUACAGCUGGUGGGAUCUCAAUAAAAGUUGUUUUCCAGUGA